Molecule: messenger RNA, 5406 nt
Organism: Danio aesculapii
Lineage: Eukaryota; Metazoa; Chordata; Actinopteri; Cypriniformes; Danionidae
Gene: waplb
Product: WAPL cohesin release factor b
Exons: 20
Coding region: 258-3764 (1168 amino acids)
Biological process (GO): regulation of chromosome condensation
Source: RefSeq, a predicted model, not a curated record
UCACGAAUGGAGGCCGUUGGUGUUUCAGAGUCGAAACAAUCGAGGGAGAAACAAAUGAGAAAAACUUAAAUAAAAAGCCUGCAGUUUUGUCUCUUUCGUUAUAUUUAAUAUCAUAUUUCAGAUACACGUUAAACUGUGUGGGCGGAGUUCGCAAAACAGCCCUUGUCAGUAUUUAGUGUUUGUUUAUAGUGUUAGUGGAGCUCAGAGGCCCGGAUUCACUCACUUCACCAACCAGGGAAUAUGAGACAGAUGCCACAAUGACGUCUAGAUUUGGAAAAACAUACAGCCGAAAAGGAGGAGAUGGGACCUCCAAGUUUGACGAGGUCUUGUCCAAUAAAAGAGCCAUGCUCAGCACCAAAUGGGGCGAGACGACCUACAAAGCUAAGGUGGGAGCAAAGAGACCUGGUCUGAAGACGGAUGGGAUGGAUCAGACCAAGAGAUCCAAGGUAUCAGAAGGCGAUGGCUCAGAGGAUCCGUUCGGAUUUGACAGUGAUGAUGAAUCCAAGCCAGUCACGUCUCGUAAUAUAGCCCAGUCCAAAGCAAAGGUGACGUCGUCGACAGGAGGCUCCCAGGCCAGCUUAACUCUGGAGCCCAACAGCAGAGUCAACCAGCCCGCCAGCGUGGAGGCUGUGGCCCCCAGUAGAGCCCCAUUCUCUCUCAGCAGUGAAAGAAGUGCUCACAAAGUGCCAGAGGAUCCUGGGAAAUUUUUUAACACCUCUAGUACAGGAAAGACCCCAAGUUGGCCUGCCGAGAGCACAGAUCGCCACAGUUACUCAUGGUACAAAAACCCUUCUGAAUGUGACACACGACCUCUUGCUCAGACCACAACAUUAAAGUCUGAAAAAACAGAAGACAAGGAUUCAUAUGAUGCCUGGAGCGCUGUAGUUGGUCUAGGAGCACGUUCUACAUCCCUCUUUACUGCACCUAAAGAGUCAUCUUCUAUGUUGUGGGCAUCUAGUAGUUACAGUCACAGCAACAUUCAGGGCAAAUCCUCCACUGAGACUCGGUUAGACAACUUCGACCAAGGGGAAUUUAAUGUUCCUGUUGAGCCAUCUGAAAGCGAGGACCACUCUCAGUCUGUGCUCAGGGCGCCCAACUGCAGAACGUACUGCAGACCCAAUAAAGGCAAACAGCCUGGUGGAGCUGAUGGGAGCGGAAGUGCUUCCAGUCAUAUCUCCACAGGAGUGUUACAGAACAUUGGGACUGACAACGCUAGUAAAACAACGAACAGAGGUCGGACGAGAGACUUUACAGUGUUGCACCCAUCUUGUGUUUCCAUGUUUAACGUCACCUUUCAGGACUCUAUGGACCGCAGUGUGGAGGAGUACACAGCCAGCACCCAAGCGUCUGGUCCAGGAGAUGAAGGAAGACUGAAGAAGAAGACUGAGAUGGAAAGCAAACCUUUGAGUCGAUCUCGACCCACGCAGAGCAAAAUGAAGAGCAGUAAGCUGGAGCUCUUUGGGUUUGAUGACACUGAUGCUGUGGCUGAGGACGAUGACUCUGCUUCAGGAAGCUCGAGCUACAGGAUCAAAUACUUCGGCUUUGAUGACUUGAGCGAGAGUGACAGUGAAGAAGAGGAGGGUUCCUCUCACAGAAGGAGAGCCAAGAGGAUGGCAGCGGCCGAGGCAGAGCCUCUGCUGUCUAUAGACACAAAUGUUGACAGUCCUCCGCCCAGAGAGAUUCAGAGCUCCCAUAGCAGUUACACUGCAGGUCACAGCCUUAAACAUGAUCCUUUGGAGUUUCCAGACAUCCCCUUCCCCUAUGAGACGGUGAGGAAACCUCAGGUCAAAGCUCAGGAGAAAGCCAAGGAAAGCCGGAGGAUCUUCAGUGGGCCAAAGAAGUCGCCUACUAAAGCUGUGUAUAAUGCAAGACACUGGAACCAACCAGAAGCAGAAGAAAUGCUACCCAUGCCUCCAUCACGAUCUCAGGCUCCUCCAGCCGCUGCUUCAGGAGGCAGUAAAGAAUCCAACUCGCACAAGGACGACGGCGUGUUUAAAGCUCCAGCUCCUCCUCCCAAAGUCAUCAAGUCCGUCACUAUCCCUACAGAACCAUACCAGGACAUGGUCACUGCUCUCAAAUGUCGGAAAGAACACAAGGAGUUGUACACCGUUGUUCAGCAUGUGAAGCACUUCAAUGAUGUGGUGGAGUUUGGUGAGAAUCAGGAGUUCACAGAUGACUUUGAAUACCUUGCCACUGGUCUGAAGACUGGACAACCCCUCAACACACGCUGCCUUAGUGUUAUUAGUUUGGCCACGCGGUGCGCAAUGCCCAGUUUUAGAAUGCAUCUGAGGGCUCGUGGAAAAGUGGCCCAGGUCUUUAAAACUCUCGGUGAUGCACCCCAACAUUCAAAUCUAGCUCUGUGUACAGCCUCUCUGAUGUACAUUCUCAGCCGAGAUCGCUUGAACAUGGACCUGGACCGGGCCAGUCUUGAUCUUAUGAUCCGAUUACUGGAGUUAGAACAAGACAAAUCCAUCGCUGAUCAGUUGACGACAAAAGAGAUGAAUAAAGUGAAAGAAAAGAUUCGUAAACUCUGCGAAACUGUCCACAAUAAGCAUCUCGAUUUGGAGAAUAUCACAACGGGACAUUUAGCCAUGGAGACUUUGCUGUCAUUGACGUCAAAGAGAGCAGGGGAUUGGUUUAAAGAAGAGCUCCGGCUGCUGGGAGGCCUGGACCACAUUGUAGAUAAAGUUAAAGAAUGUGUGGAGAAUCUGAGCCGAGAGGAUGAUAAGGAGAACUUAGUAGCAUCUUUGUGGGGUGCUGAGAGAUGUCUUCGUGUUCUAGAAAGUGUAACUGUUCAUAAUCCAGAAAACCAGGGCUACCUGAUUGCGUAUAAGGACUCUCAGCUCAUUGUGUCUUCAGCAAAGGCAUUACGGCACUGUGAGGAGAUGAUCCAGAGGUACAGCCGAGAGAUGAACAGAGGCCUGUGCUCAACGCUGCCCUUUUGCAGUCACAGCAAUGUGGGGAAAGCCGUAGAGGACUGUAUGCGAGCCAUCAUUGGAGUCCUUUUGAAUCUCACACAUGACAACGAAUGGGGCAGCACAAAGACAGGCGAGCAGGAUGACUUGAUCACCACGGCGCUGAACUGUGUGCUCAAGGUUCCACAGUACCUGCCACAGGAGCAGAGGUUCGAUAUUAGAGUCCUGGGUCUGGGCUUGCUCAUUAAUCUGGUGGAGUACAGCGCGAGGAACAGACACUGUCUGGUGGAGCUGCAGAUGGAGGGAGGUGAAGUCUGGGACUCCAUGUGCGUGUCUGACAAAGAUGAGUUGCAGACUGAGAGAUCUCACAGUGCCAUUGCUGCUUUGGUGAAGCUUUUCCUUCAACGAGAGCAUGCAGCCAUGUUGGCGGAAGCAGAGACGGAUGACUUCAUUAAUGAUGCGCCAAAGCCCCAAUUGGACCAAAGCGGAGAAUGGAAAGAGACCAAUGAAGAGAUCCAAUGGGUGGCGUCAGAAAACAACAGCACAGAGGAAAAGAAGAAAAAGGAAGAGGAGGAUGAAGAACUUGAUCUCAACAAAGCGCUUCAGCAUGCUGGCAAGCACAUGGAGGACAGUAUUGUGGCGUCAUACACUGCACUGCUUUUGGGCUGUCUGUGCCAGGGGAGCCCUAUGAAUGUGACUACUGUGAGGGAAAACCUGCCAAAAGGGGAUUUUUCAGUCAUGACGGAGAUGUUGAAGAAGUUCUUAAAUUUCAUGAACCUUACAUGUGACGUUGGCACCACAGGGCAGAAGUCCAUCUCCAGGGUCAUUGAUUAUCUGGAACACUGCUAGUGUGCUUUAGUGGAGCUCCACACGCAGACCUCAGCAAACCCAACACCAUCAUCAACCAGUACCUUCUCAUUCAGACUGUAGAGAAUGAAAUUUUAAAGCACACACACACACGCAGAACUCUAUUAAACGGAGCUGUUUUGAUUGAGUUUGUCACAAGCUGUUCAUCCGUUUGGUCUUCAAAUGUUUUCAUCACGCCGUAAUUGUGUUCCACCCAUCACAACCCUGCUUAAUCUGCUAUGUAUUGAUCACUCUCCUUGGAAGCUUGUUUUCAUUGGCUGAAAUGGCGAGUGGCUCUGAUAAAACUUGUUAAAGGAAGUCUCCCCCUCUGUUUGUUUAAUUCCACUUUCAAAUCUGUCAAUUCAAAAGCGCUCGACACUGACCUCAACGUCUAAAGGGUGAAUCCAAAUGCGGCAUUCAAAUUUUUUAGACCUCUUUAAAAUGCCGCGAAGACAUGCCCCCCUGGUUCAAAUCCAUUCUCUUCACUUCGCCGUGUGCUCCUUUUGUGUUGCACAAAUUCGUUUUUAAUCGAUAGCACUGUGUCGAAGGUCAGCAAAUGAAUAAAUUACAUCACUUUUCAUUUAGCUGGGGCAGGAAAGGGACAGUGGUUCUGGAAUGCUUUAGUAGUCCAAACUCAUAACCGUGUAGUUCAAAUGCCAUAAUGUUAACGACCCAGAUUUCCAAAUCUUACAUGGCUUAAAUUCAGCAGCGAAGCUCUAUAAAAGCAUACAAGUCGAAUUAUGCAUGGCUGCAUAAUCAUAUUGUGCAUGAGAGAAAUUUGAAUAAAUUCAAAUGCCUUUUCGAAGCUAUAGGCAAUCUCAUCUUUGGGUUUGGGUCAUGGCUACAUGGUAAAGUCAGGUUAUGCAAUGAUUCCCGUGAAUGCGCUGCUACCUAAGGUUUGGACAUGAUUAAAAUUGUCAAGAGAAUAAGUGAUAAAUGUGCGACUGUAUGCAACCUUGACUUUUUGUCAUCAACUGAGCCAACUUUCAUCCGACUUUUCGCUAAUUUGUGUCAUAAACAGCAUUUUUACUGCAACAUUGAAUUUAGCACUUGAUGUUUCGCUGAUAAAGCCAGCAGAUUGCAAUUCUGACCCAAAACCUUCUGCUCUUCUCAAGACUGAAUGUGUUUGUUUGCAUCUGAAACAGUCGCUUUUAAAGAUAAGCUCGUUUGAUGUCGGAUGCUCAGGUGUUUUGCUGCCGUUGUCAGUCUUUUCAUGACUGGAAUAAGUAGAAUUUUCAAUACACACACCUUUGCAAAAGGGUCAUUUUGUCCCCCACCUCACUGUUUAGCUGUUUCACUCUGUUACAUCAAACACUAUGAUUUGUGUUUAUUGGGUUUUGGGCACAGUCCUGCAGUGUCUGAGAGCUCCUAAAAUCACAACGGGAUUGAAUUCACACAGCGGGGGACUGAAUGAAGCAACACGAACUGUAAAUACUUGUGUACAUAUUGGCUGUUGGAGAACUAGAUAGACUACUUUUCUGAAUCCAAUCGUUUUAUUUUAUACCACGUUUUUCUCAGUUGUGUUUUUUUUUGGAGACGAGUUAUCGAAAACCAACUGCAGGAACAUGAUAUUUGUACCAAUUUCAAAAUAAUGUCUUUGGUUACUUGUACAUAAUUUUAACGCAAAUAAAAAUUGCUACUUUCA